AUGUCUACAAGAGGAAGCUUGUCAAUCCUGACAGGGGACUUAGUGCUUCUGAAUACUCCUUGCUUUCCAUCUAAAGAGAUGCAAGCCUGGCCUCCACUCGCUGUCGAAGGAAAGUUCCCUUAUCAGGGAAACCUGAAGAUCAGAUGUCAGCCCUGUUCGAUUUUCUUGGCUAAGAAGAUCCGUUAG
Molecule: messenger RNA, 186 nt
Organism: Prunus armeniaca (apricot)
Lineage: Eukaryota; Viridiplantae; Streptophyta; Magnoliopsida; Rosales; Rosaceae
Source: the annotation of a GenBank genome assembly